Messenger RNA from Gaeumannomyces tritici R3-111a-1, 2595 nucleotides. RefSeq lists its product as hypothetical. Gene Ontology annotation, molecular function: pyridoxal phosphate binding; cystathionine gamma-lyase activity. Gene Ontology annotation, cellular component: cytoplasm. Gene Ontology annotation, biological process: transsulfuration. The record is from RefSeq and is a predicted model, not a curated record. Bases 798 to 2102 code for a protein of 434 amino acids. Lineage: Eukaryota; Fungi; Ascomycota; Sordariomycetes; Magnaporthales; Magnaporthaceae. The transcript is spliced from 2 exons.
AUCUGGGCAUGCUUGCCCUCGUUUUGGGUCUCUCGCCUUGAGCUCGAGGAAACGAAAGACGACACCUGGUUUCUCAGCUUUAUUCCCCUCUUGGGCUCUUUGUCCUCUUACAAAGCGGAACCGAAGCUGGGCAGCUCGCGCCGUCCUUCCUGUCUGGUGACCUGUACCUGCGCGGUUCCCACACGCUAGACCAGGGUCUUUUUUUCUUCCUUUUUUAUUUUUUAUCAGGCCCUCCCUACGCCGAUGGUAGCCACCUGAGUCAAGUCCGAUUCCGCAACACACCGACAGACCGACGGCGUGUCAACGCGAGUAUUCUCCCAAAGCGGUACGUAAUUAGUGUCCCUCGUGCAUCCAGUUGCCCACUGUGGAAUCUUGGUGGGAUGCCGGGUAUAAUUCAUGUCAUUUGUGGUCCAUAUAUGCCGGGUGUCCAUCCAGAGAGACAGAAAAAAAAUUGUAGAAAAAGACCAAACAAAAGCCCCUCCUCCACAACAGCCGGUGCCCAUCUCCAUCCCCCUCCCUGCAGCAUCCCCUCCACCUAUAUUUUCCUCGCCUUUUUUUUCCUUUCUCCCCGACUGAUCUAAUAUUAUUCCUCUCUAAAUCAUUCUACCAGACAUACUUGGCUUGAAAAGCUAAUCUCGUACACAGAGCCGGAGUUACAGGACGCUUAGAGAACUUAUCAAACGAACACCGGACUUGAUUGUCUAGCACAGCCCAUACUACGCAGCUGCUUAGGGCCUAGGCAACAGAGCAGGGCAAAAGUCUAGAGCACUCGCUCGACCUACUACUACCUCGGAGCGAUGACAGUGCCACAGGUCCAGGUCGCCCCGAGCACGACAGGAGCUGCCGCUGGGGCGAAGAUGUCCGGGCACGCGGCGGCAUCCCCCGAGGUUGCCCGUGGGUUCGGCACGCUGGCCGUCCACGCCGGCAGCCCGCAUGACCCGACCACGGGAGCUGUCAUCGAGGCCAUCUCGCUGUCCACCACCUUCGCCCAGACAUCGGUCGGCGUGCCCGUUGGCGCCUACGAGUACAGCCGCAGCAGCAACCCCAACCGCGAUAACUUCGAGCAGGCCGUCGCGGCGCUCGAGCACGCGCGCUACGCUCUGGCCUUUAGCUCUGGCAGUGCCACCACGGCCAACAUCCUGCAGUCGCUCGCCUCGGGCUCGCACGUCAUCUCCGUCUCGGACGUCUACGGCGGCACGCACCGCUACUUCACCCAGGUCGCAAAGGCCCACGGCGUCGCCGUCACCUUCACGCCCGAGAUUGAGGUCGACAUCGCCGACCACAUCACCGACAACACCAAGCUCAUCUGGAUCGAGACGCCCAGCAACCCGACGUUGCGCCUGGUCGACAUUGGCGCCGUGGCCGCCCAGGCGCACGCGUGCGGCAUCCUCGUCGUCGUCGACAAUACCUUCCUCUCGCCCUACGUCCAGAACCCGCUCGACCUCGGCGCCGACAUCGUCGUGCACAGCGUCACAAAGUACAUUAACGGCCACAGCGACGUGGUCAUGGGCGUGGCCGCCCUCAACGACGCCGCCCUGGCCCAGCGCCUGCGCUUCCUGCAGAACGCCAUCGGCGCCGUCCCGUCCGCCUUCGACUCAUGGCUGGCCCACCGCGGCCUCAAGACACUGCACCUGCGCGCCCGCGAGGCCUCGCGCAACGCCCUGGCCGUCGCCCGCGCCCUCGAGGCCAGCCCCCACGUCGUCUCGGUCAACUACCCAGGCAUCGAGUCGCACCCGCACCGCGCCAUCGCACUCCGCCAGCACCGCGACGGCCUCGGCGGCGGCAUGCUGUCUUUCCGCAUCCGCGGCGGCCACGGCGCCGCUGAGGCCUUCUGCCGACACACGCGCAUCUUCACCCUCGCCGAGUCGCUCGGCGGCGUCGAGUCCCUGGUCGAGGUGCCCAGCAGCAUGACCCACGCCGGCAUCCCGCGCGACCAGCGCGAGGCCGUCGGCGUCUUUGACGACCUCGUCCGCGUCAGCUGCGGCGUCGAGGACGCUGACGACCUGACCGCCGACGUUCUGAGGGCCCUCGAGCUGGCCGUCUCGGAGCAGCCGCUCAAGAACGGCUCUGCGACGGUGGCCGUCGCCAACGGCUUCCACUAGCCUGCCACGCAGGCCUGGACUAUUCGCCUGGGGGGCUGGCCGACUGAGUACUGCCCGGAGGAUAAGGAAUAUAAAAAGAUAAAAAGGAAGAAAAAAAGGACAGGGAAAUGCAUGAUUUUUUUUUGGGCGUUUGGAUCUUGGAUAUCAAUCCUGCGUCCGCCAGAUGCGGAUUUAUCAGGAUAUAUAUACAUAGUCGGGCGCGCAGCGCAGCACCUCUCGAGGCUCCGUUGGGUAAGGCCAUCUAGAUGGAGCGAGCGUAUUUGAUAUUGUCAUUUUGAGAUUUGCCUCGUCAUAGAUACGUAGAACUGGCGUCUGAACCGUCAUCAUCUAAAGCCAGGUGUCAUCAGCACAUAAAGUUUUAUAUAUCCAGUCUAGACGAAUGAUACCCAACCAUUAACGCCUAGCUAUAAAAGUAGAUGCGGCCCAGGCCAUAUUAACAAUAAUGGGAUCAAAAGCGAGAAAAAUAGCGAGGGAUGAUAACGGACAGCUCGAC